Molecule: messenger RNA, 3448 nt
Organism: Acanthochromis polyacanthus (spiny chromis)
Lineage: Eukaryota; Metazoa; Chordata; Actinopteri; Pomacentridae
Product: neurotrypsin
Exons: 15
Coding region: 224-2722 (832 amino acids)
Biological process (GO): proteolysis
Cellular component (GO): membrane
Molecular function (GO): serine-type endopeptidase activity
Source: RefSeq, a predicted model, not a curated record
CUGAUUUCUAACAGCCAGGCUCCUCCCUGUCUGACUCACCUCCAGGGCUGUUUGAGGAUAACACUGGGUUGGAGGUUUGGCCAAACGAACGUAAUGUAAAAUCUAUAGCGGAGAUUCAAGCACGAGUGUGAGACUCUGUGUGUGACAGAGAGAGAGAGCUAUCGGGCGUGGUGAGCCGGCGAGGGUGUGUGGAAGACUGGAAGGAGAUGGUUCCCUCAGCGGUAUGGACCGGAGGAAAGCCGUGCCCGGGUUUGUCCCCUGCUGUCUGGUCCUGGUCCUGGCUGUCUCUGCAGAGGUCUCUGAAAGGCGACACUUAUAUAGAAAACAAAGUGAAGUGCCUUUGUCCUGUUCAGAGGGCUUCACAGAACUGGGCUACUACAAUGGCUCAGUUUCCCACACAGACUCGGGCUCUCCAUGCCUGAAGUGGACUGACUUCCCAGACUACAUGCAGCAGUAUCCUGGCCGAGGUCUGGGAGAUCACAGCUUCUGCCGAAACCCAGACCGAGAGACCAACCCCUGGUGCUUCUUCAGACAGAGUUCCGGUGCCAUCGGCUGGGCCUACUGUGACUGCCAGCAGGGAGCAGCCAGAUUAGUGGGGGGACCAUCAGACAACAGUGGGCGCCUGGAGAUCUACCUGAAAGGCAAAUGGGGUGCAGUAUGUGACACACACUGGACCGACCGAGAUGCCAGCGUCAUAUGCAGACAGCUUGGACUGAGUGAAAUUGGUACUGCACUCCAGCAUUCCUACUUUGGUCCAGGUUCCCUGUUCCACUAUGAGCGUCUAGGAUGCCGUGGAAAUGAGAAUUCCCUUCUAGAGUGCCAGAGCAGGAAGUUUGUCACCAGUGACUGUAACCAUGGCAAUGAAGCAGGGGUGAUUUGUGCUGAACCUGAAGGCACCAGGAUACCUUUGAGGCUGGUAGGAGGCUUGGAGGACUUUGAAGGUCGUAUCGAGGUGUACCAUAACGGCAGAUGGGGAACCGUUUGCGAUGACCAGUGGGAUGACACUGAUGCUGAGGUGGUGUGCCGACAGUUGGGUCUGGGGGGCGUGGCCAAAGCAUGGCCAUUGGCUCACUUUGGCCAGGGUUUUGGUCCCAUCUUGCUGGAUGGGGUUCAGUGCACAGGCAAUGAACUUUCUCUCGAGGAAUGUCCUCAUCGCAACUGGGAGCAACAUAACUGUGACCACACAGAAGAUGCGGGGGUAUCUUGCAAUUCAUACACAGACGGUGCAGUUCGACUGGUUGGAGCAGAGAGUCACCAGGAGGGUCGAGUGGAAAUUUACUACCAGGGACAGUGGGGCUCUGUCUGUGAUGACAACUGGACAGAACUCAACGCCCAGGUAGUGUGUCGACAGCUAGGCUUCAGGGGCAGAGCAGAGGUGGCUCCCGAUGGUGUGUAUGAAGAAGGUCAUGGGCUGAUCUUGUUAGAUGAGGUGCAGUGUCAGGGAACAGAGGCCAGUUUGCUGCUCUGCAUCCAUUCUGAAUGGGGCCAACAUGACUGCUCACACAGUGAGGAUGUAGGUGUCCGCUGUGAGAGGGAAGGCGAUAGCAAGAUGAUUCCAAGCAUUUCCCCUUUUACUGGCCCUCUGGUACGUUUGGUUGCAGGAGAGAGCAGGAAGGAGGGCAGAGUGGAGGUCUUCAUUAACGGCCAGUGGGGAAGUGUGUGUGAUGAUGGCUGGAAUGAUGUCAAUGCAGCGGUAGUUUGCAGACAGCUGGGAUUCGUUGGUGCGGCUAAAGCUCGGUCCAUGGCAUAUUUUGGUGAGGGCCGAGGUCCCAUCCAUCUGGACAAUGUUCGGUGCUUGGGCACUGAGAUGUAUUUAGGUCAGUGUCUGACUGAAGGUCAAGAUGGCCAUGAUUGUCGUCACAGUGAGGAUGCAGGCGUUAUCUGUGAUUACACUCUGGAUCCUGUGAGUGAUGGCACCAUGGCAAUGCAGACCUGUGGCCUGAGACUCAAUAAUCAGCGUCGUCGACGCAGAAUUAUAGGAGGAGAUAAGUCACUGAGGGGUGAGUGGCCCUGGCAAGUGUCUCUCUGGCUCAGGUCUCAGUCUAAAGGCAAUCAUCCUCUGUGUGGAGGAUCACUCAUCAACAGUUGCUGGGUUGUGACCGCCGCCCACUGCUUCAAGAGAUUUGGCAGAGACCCCAUCCGCUACACUUUGCGCCUGGGAGACUACCACACUGAGGAACAAGACGACUUUGAACGCACCUUGUCCCCUGAUCGCAUCGUUAUCCACAGAAAGUACCAAAGUCAGGGCUGGGAGUAUGAUAUCGCUCUGCUGCGGCUCAAAGGCACAGAGGGCAACUGUGUGGCAUUCAAUCCUCACACGAGUGCAGUGUGUCUUCCAGAGCGAGCUUCCAAGUGGGAGAAGAGGCCUGCUGCCUGUGUGAUCACUGGCUGGGGCAUCACAGACUCAGAGUACUCCCGGACCCUGCUCCAAGCCUGGGUCCCCUUGCUUCCAGCCUGGAAGUGCAAGAAACGAUAUGGUGAUCGCUACACCAGCCGCAUGCUUUGUGCUGGGAGCCUGUCGGAGCUCCACCGUGUGGACAGCUGCCAGGGGGACAGUGGGGGUCCGCUGGUUUGCCAAGGGGAGGGGGGUCGUUGGAUGCUGACAGGAGUGAUCUCUUGGGGGCACGGCUGUGGUAACCCCUCAUUCCCUGGUGUGUAUACUCGCGUCAGCAGGUUCCUGCAAUGGAUGGACAAGGUUAUCAAUAAACCCUACAAGAACUAAUGAGCAUUGGUCAUAGUCAUCAGUUAGAGCUUAGGGGCUUGUAGCUGCAGGUAUGCAUUGAUAAGAACCACCAUUGUAUAGUAUUAUAAUUAUCAGCCAAGGGCAAGUUUACAUACAGUAGAAGGCACCUGUGUUGGGUCAUUCAUGAAGAAUCCUGAUCAAAGCCAGAUGAGUGCAUGACACUUAAAAGCUGUAUUUAUUGGUGUAUUGUAGAUGUGGCAAUUAAUCCAACUGUAAUAUGUACAAGUUUUUAUCUAUACACUUCAGUGCCUACUUCAUCUUUCAUUCCACAUCUCAAAAGCCUGUUUAAAUCUGACAUGCUAGUACAGCAGAAAGACCAGUGAACACCCAUGCAUGAAUCUCUAACUAUCCAUUUAUAGUUGAGAACUGUUUCCAGAUAAAGAACAGUACCUCUCCUAACAGGAGGGGGGGUGGGGGGUAGAGGAAGUCACCAAUAUUCAGACCAUAUUUGUGGCAACUCUCCCUGCACAGGUAAAUAGUGCUGUACAAAGCAAGCCUUGAAAAGUUGAACAAGACUGCACUAAAACGCAUGCCUUACAGUGACACCUAUAGAUGAGAACCUGAUAAAAGAAAGAAGAAAGUGAAAAAUGGCUACAGUAGUAAUGAUGUGCCUUAUAGCAGUGACUCUCAACCCUGCUCCUCAGGACCCCAUGUCCUGCAUGUUUUAGAUGCUUCCCUGCUCCAACACACCUGAUUCAAAUGAUC